This is a messenger RNA of Suncus etruscus (white-toothed pygmy shrew), 3716 nucleotides long. RefSeq names its product phosphatidylinositol-4-phosphate 5-kinase type 1 gamma (gene PIP5K1C). Gene Ontology annotation, biological process: phosphatidylinositol metabolic process. Gene Ontology annotation, molecular function: phosphatidylinositol kinase activity. NCBI's taxonomy places the organism in Eukaryota, Metazoa, Chordata, Mammalia, Eulipotyphla, Soricidae. The transcript is spliced from 19 exons. Bases 82 to 2178 code for a protein of 698 amino acids. The record is from RefSeq and is a predicted model, not a curated record.
CAGCCGGGGCGGCCGCGCGGGGCCCCGGAGUCCCCGCGUCCUCCCCGCCGGGUCCGGCUGUUCCUCCGCGCGCGCGCGGCCAUGGAGCUGGAGGUGUCGGACGAGGCGGAGAGCGCCGACGCGGGCGCCGUGACCUCGUCGCAGGCGGCCUGGGCGGCGGAUAGCGGGGCGGCGGCGGCGGCAGGUUUGGCUCAGAAGAAGCCGGCCCCUACAGAGGUGCCCCCCAUGACGGGUCCCGGCCAUGGCAAGAAGCUGGGCCACCGUGGUGUGGAUGCAUCUGGUGAAACCACGUAUAAAAAGACCACCUCCUCCACGCUGAAGGGGGCCAUCCAGCUGGGCAUCGGCUACACCGUGGGCAACUUGAGCUCCAAGCCCGAGCGGGAUGUGCUCAUGCAGGACUUCUACGUGGUGGAGAGCAUCUUCUUCCCCAGUGAGGGCAGCAAUCUCACCCCCGCUCACCACUUCCAGGACUUCAGGUUCAAGACCUAUGCGCCCGUGGCCUUCCGCUAUUUCCGGGAGCUCUUCGGCAUCAGGCCGGAUGAUUACCUGUACUCGCUGUGCAACGAGCCCUUGAUUGAGCUGUCGAACCCCGGCGCCAGCGGCUCCCUGUUCUACGUCACGAGCGAUGACGAGUUCAUCAUCAAGACAGUGAUGCACAAGGAGGCUGAGUUCCUGCAGAAGCUGCUCCCUGGUUACUACAUGAACCUCAACCAGAACCCGCGGACCCUGCUCCCCAAGUUCUACGGGCUGUACUGCGUGCAGUCAGGGGGCAAGAACAUCCGGGUAGUGGUGAUGAACAAUAUCCUGCCCCGCGUGGUCAAGAUGCACCUCAAGUUCGACCUGAAGGGCUCCACAUACAAGCGGCGGGCCAGCAAGAAGGAGAAGGAGAAGACGAUCCCCACGUACAAGGACCUGGACUUCAUGCAGGACAUGCCAGAGGGGCUGCUGCUGGACGCCGAUACCUUCUCGGCGCUCGUCAAGACGCUGCAGAGGGACUGUCUGGUGCUAGAGAGUUUCAAGAUCAUGGACUACAGUCUCCUUCUGGGCGUGCACAACAUGGACCAACAGGAGCGGGAGCGACAGGCCGAGGGUGCCCACAGCGCCGCCGAUGAGAAGAGGCCUCUGGGCCAGAAGGCGCUGUACUCCACAGCCAUGGAGUCCAUCCAGGGCGGUGCAGCACGUGGGGAGGCCAUCGAGACUGACGACACGAUGGGUGGGAUUCCCGCUGUGAAUGGCCGCGGGGAGCGUCUCCUGCUGCACAUCGGCAUCAUUGACAUCCUGCAGUCCUACCGGUUCAUCAAGAAACUGGAGCACACCUGGAAGGCUCUUGUCCAUGAUGGGGACACGGUCUCCGUCCAUCGCCCCAGCUUCUAUGCCGAGCGCUUCUUCAAGUUCAUGAGCAACACGGUUUUCCGGAAGAACUCCUCCCUCAAGUCCUCCCCAUCUAAGAAGGGCCGGACGGCCCUGCUGGCCGUGAAACCCCUGGGGCCCACAGCCGCCUUCUCCGCCAGCCAGAUCCCCAGCGAGCGGGAAGAAGCCCCCUACGACCUGCGGGGAGCUCGCAGCUAUCCCACACUGGAGGAUGAAGGCCGGCCCGACCUCCUGCCAUGCACUCCGCCCUCCUUCGAGGAGGCUACCACUGCUUCCAUCGCCACCACCCUGUCCUCCACGUCCCUCUCCAUCCCUGAGCGCUCGCCCUCUGAGACCUCGGAGCAGCCGCGGUACCGGCGCCGCACACAGUCCUCAGGACAGGAUGGCCGGCCUCAGGAGGAAGUGCAUGCAGAUGAGGACUUGCAGCAGAUCACAGUGCAGGUGGAGCCCACGUGCAGCGUGGAGAUCGUGGUCCCCACCCAGGAGGAUGCUGGGGGUGCAGCCUCGCCAGCUUGUCCCACCAUUGUAACUGCUGCCGCCGCCGCUGCCACCGCCACAGAAGCAGAAACUGCCAGUCAGGCCUCAGAGCCCGCCAGCCAGGCCUCAGAUGAGGAGGAUGCACCCGCCACCGAUAUCUACUUUUUCUUGAACGGGAGGUACUGGAUUUACUCCCCGCGCCGGCGCCGACUGCGGGCCGUGACGCCAAGCCGCUCUGGGAGUCCCACCGAUGACCGGAGCUGGGUGUACUCCCCGCUCCACUAUAGCGCGCCGGCCCGCCGGGCCUCCGACGGCGAGAGCGACACAUAACUUCUAUGCAGUUCCCGACGCCCACGGACCUCGCCGCCUGCGGUCUCCGGCGCCCAGAACCAGGGGGCCAGCCCCGGCGCCCCGCCCUGCGCCCCUGCGCCUGCGAUACUGUGAACCCCCAGCCUCCCCAGUCUCCUAUUUAUUCGAGUCCCCUGCUCUUUGCACAGACAGUCGCACGUGCGCUUUUUUUUAAGAAAAUGGAAAAGGCAAAAAAAAAAAAAAACCAAAAAAUCAAGUCAAGAAAAAAAUAAAAGGAAAACAAUUCAAAAGAGGAGGGGGAAAAUGAUGCAGGGAACUUCGGGGGAAGAAAGGGGCGCCCCUCGCCUGCACGGGGGUCUCUGCUCUGCUGCAUGCACCUCGCCUGGCCGGUGGGGCCACCCUGAAUCUAGGAGACGCUAGGCCCUCCCGCAACCAAGCCGAGUCCUGCCUCCCUUUUCGGGGCAGAAGCUUCUGGAAGAACUUGUGGCCCUGGAGGAGAAGGAGCCACACGGAUGCAUACCUGGAGGAGAUGGCACCCUUCUAAACAGAUGACCCUGGAGGCGAGAAGUGGAAUUCCGUGGCCAAGACUGGCCUUGUCUCCUGCAUCGAACCCCAUAGAGCCCUGAACUCUGAACUCUGAAGUCCGUGGCCCUGCUGGAAGCUCAGGCUUGGGGCUCGGCCUGGAACACACAGCAGGGCCCGGAGCUGGUGGACCUUCUGGAAGGAUCUGCCCCGGAGGGAGCUUAACCCCACACCCCCAUGGCGCUGGGGCUCCCCUUGCAAUCCCCAGGACUAGAGGCGCCCACACAAACCUCCAUCCCCACCCCAGCCUACAGACCUGGGCGAUCAGCCCGCACCUCUGCAGAACUCCAGACCGCUCCAAGGUCCCCCUCCGAUGUCCCAUAGGACUGGGACCCACAGGACCAGAGACAUUCUGAGCGACAGGGGUAGUGGCCAGACCCCGCAGGCCCUGAAAAUUGUAAACCUCCCUUCCCCCGACAUUCUAGACGUUUCUAUUUUUGUGGUUAGUCACUUAGAACCCGGUGGGGAACCCCAGAGAGAAGCCCACCGGCCAGCCUGUGCGGGGCCUCAGCUCCCUCUGUGCAGGCAACGGGCGCCUUUUGAGACAGACUAGGGGGACAUGCCCCCUGUGAUCCCUCCAGCGCCUGGCUCAGUGCAAUACUUCCGCCCUGUCUAGUGGGGCUCCCGGGUCCUGUCUCUGGGGAUUGAGCCCCAUCACCUGACACCCUCUCUUCCAUUCCACCCCACUCCCAUCUCGUCUCCAUGGCCGACCUGAUCUCGAAACACAAGGAAACUGCAAACCUCGUGUCUUAAAUCGCACCCCUGGUUCUGCGUGCUCAACCCCCCAUACCUCAGCCCACCCAGCCGUCCGGUGUGUGACAAUCUGGGCUCUUGGGUCUCGGGUGCCACCCUGCUCCUCACUUCCAGAGCCCUGACACCCAUGUGACCCACAGCCACUGCUGGCCCCAAGAGCACCGGUAUGCACCCCCUCACCCCAUUUUUACGUUGAUGAGAUCUAAUAAACCAGGUCAUGAGCA